CACAACGGGCCCGCGGGGACCCCAUCUCCCCUUCCCCAAAAUCGAGAGGGGGGCUCCGUUGCCACGGCGACGGGACUAGGCCCCGCUGGCCUGCGGCCUACCCCGCUACUCCAGCGGGGGGCUUCGUUGCCGGGGCAACGGGAGUAGGCCCCACCGGAGGAGGAGGAGGACUUUUUGAGGGGGGGGACGACGACACGACGACAAGGACCCACAUCCCGUCCCGGGGCCUCGUCACCGUCCCGGGGUUGCCAAAGGGGUUGGGAAAGGGGCCCCCGAUGGCUUCCAGAUCCCCGGUGAGUCACGGGAGAGGCCGCAGCGUGAGACCCGUGGGGACGGCAACCCCCCACCCGCGGCCCCGGCCCGCCCCGGACAUGAGGCUGCCGUGGGGAAGGGGCUGACCCUGUGCUGUGUCUGCCGAGCCCCAGCCCCAGUUCUGCCAUGGCCUCGCAGCCGCAGCCCCUGCGCCCUGCCGUGCCCUGUGCCUCCCCCACGGGCACCGGCGGGGCUGGGCUGGCGGCCGGCAGCCCCGAGAAAGGCACUGCUCGCCCCAAGCCACCGGUGCGGCCCAAACCCCGGGUGCUGCCCAAGCCGGCCGUGCCUGCCAAGCCCUCCCUGCCACAGCCCCCGCCGGGGCCACGGCACCCUCGCCCAGAGCUGCCCUCCGCCGAGAAGAUGAACCGCCUGGCAGGGCCCCAGCCCUACAGUGGGGGUGGCUCGGGGGGGCCCCUCAGGCGUCCCUCCUUCACCCUCAAGUCACCUGAGACCCUCAACGGGAAGGGGCAUCCAUCCCCCGCAGUCGCAGCUGCUGAGGACCCGGGUCCGGCCCCCGUCGAGGAGGUGCCCCCCGCCCCACCGACACCCUCUCGCAAAGGCCCAGCUCCCUUCAAGGUGACGCCGGUGCCGGUGGCCACCAAACCGGAGCGAUUUCCGGGCACCACCGUGGAGGAGAUCCUGGCCAAAAUGGACAGCAGGGAGGGCCCGGGCAGCCCGGACCGAGCCCGGCUCUCACCCUUUUGCCCUGAUCCCUCCUCUCGUUUCGGCUCCAAGAUUUUCACCGCCUUCCGGAGACGUCCGAGCGGGGAGGCGGACGGAGCCCCCCCUAGCGAAGCCCGCCAGACACCCCAACCCACGGCGGGCGAGCUGGGGACGGGGGAAGGCGAACACCCGAUUGCUGAGACGAGCGGCUCCCCCCCAGCCGGCCCAAGCUGUGCCGGGGACCCCCGCGGACGCCGGAGGCCACCUACCCCCCCUGACCUCUCCUCUCUCCAGCCGGGUGCCCUCGGACCCCCUGGCUCCCCGAGGUCCCCCAUCUGCCCGGCCCCAGGAGCUCCCUUCCAGCCUUCUGCCUCGGCGCCCGGCUCUCCCGAUGCCCCCCCAGAGCUCCCAGUCCCUGGGUCCCCCACCCUGGCCCCUGGCUCCCCCGAACCCCCACCUCAGCCUCCAGCUGAGGUCUCGGCCGCCUCCAUCCAGGCCCCCGGCGCUCCCUCCUCCACAGCCGAACCCCGGCUUGGCAUCUCCCGCUCCCCUGGCUCCCCCCACACUCCUGGGGAGGGAUCCCCUGAUACUGCCAGCCCCCCUGGCACUCCCGAACUGCCUCCCAGAGUCACCUGCCCCCCCGGCUCUCCCGAGGCUGCCACUGAGUACCCAGGUCCCCCCAGCCCACCCCCAGAGCCCCCUGCCAAAGCCUCUCGUCCCCCGGGCUCCCCGGAGGGACCUGAUGACUCCCCAGUGUCCCCACAGUCCCCCGAGGGUCCCGAUUUCAGCCCCCCUCCCUCUGGCAGGGACUCAGGGCUCCGGCGCUCUUCGGAGGGGGUGCUGCAGCCCCCGAUGGCGGGGCAGGGCAUGGGGGCGCUGGGGGGCUCGCUGAGCGCCCUGCCCCGUCCCGGGGACCCGCCGUCGGAGCUGUCCCUGGGCAGCGAGUCCGGCUGGAGCCUCUCCCAGUCCUUCGAGUGGACAUUUCCCUCGCGGGGGGCACGGCGGCUGGCGUCCCCCCCCCAGUCCCCCAUCCGGGAGACGGCUGACUCGGGGCUCUCCGCAGAGGGAGAGUCGGAUGGGGAGGACCCGGCCCCGGGCCCCCCGUGCUCCCAGGGGGAUGGCGAGCCCCAAGGGGCCGGUGGCUGGGGAGCAGAGGGGGCUCCAUGUCCAGGGGGCCCUGUGCCCCAUCGGGAGGCUGAGGGCUCGUCAGAGGAGGAGGAAGAGGAGGAAGGGGAGGCAGAGCGGGAUGCCACUGUGCCCUGCUCCUCUCUCUGUGUGACAGAGCCUGGCCAGGACCUGUCUGAGCCCAAGCCCCCCACCCAGCCCAUGCCCCUUACUGAGGCUGCCCCACCAGCUCUGGGCACCGUGGACGACUGCCCUGCCAGCCCGCAGGGCCCCGGCGGGCCAGGCCAGGCCGAGGGACCCCCGAGGGACCUCCAGCCCCAUGCCGACCCGGGCUGGCUGGUGGAGCUGCUGUCCUCACCCAAGGCCCGUGGCUCCCCGCAGGACCUGCUCGGCUGGUCGCGGAAGGACCUGUGCAGUGAGUUCGGCAUUGGCAGAGCUCAGCAGGCCGGCACCUUCGACUGGACCCCUGAGGCUGUGGCCAGGGACAGAGACUGGCCUGGUGAAACGGAGCAGGACCGGGAAUUCAGGACCAAAUCAAGCUGGGACAGCAUCCACAGCACCAGGGAUGGGGACCGGCAGGAUGAGCCCUUCGGCACCACCAGGAAGGACUGGGGCAGAGAUUACAAAGGGACAGAGCUGAUGGGGGAAGCGAGACUGGGCUGCAGCGACUGGUCCAAGUCCCGUGGCGCAGAGGAAAGCUGCCUGCAGGAUCAAGACUUCGGUGCUGGCAAACCCAAAUGGGGCACGGGCUAUGGCUUGGACAGUGUGGGCAGUGGGGAGGAGAUCGGCUCCAGGAAGGCCAACUGGAGCCGCAGCUACGACAUGGGACACGGCCAGCAGCAGGAUGAGGAGCCGAGCUCCAGGCAGCCCAGCUGGGCUGGCAGGUAUGGCCCCGGGGCCCCGGAGAGCCGGGAUGGGGAGAUCACACCUGCCUGGGCCGGACAGUAUGGUACCAGCGACGCGGAGGUGGGGGACAGGGAGCUCGCCCCAGACUGGGCCAGUAAAUACAGCAGCAGGGACGCUGAGAGCAAGGACGAGGAUUUUACGCUGGGCUGGGCUGGCAGAUCCAGCACUGGGGACACUGGGACCCCAGAGAAGGAGUUCAGCAGACCAGCCUGGGACAGCAAAUACAGCACCCAGGACAUGGAGAGCCAGGACCGGGAGUUCAGCCCCAGCCGCCCAGCUUGGACUGGCGAGUACAGCACCCGAGGCAUGGAGAGCCAGGACCGGGAGUUCAGCCCCAGCAGGCCAGCUGAGGCCGGUGAAUACACCACCAGGGACAUGGAGAGCCAGGACCGGGAGUUCAGCCCCAGCAGGCCGGCUGAGGCCGGUGAAUACACCACCAGGGACAUGGAGAGCCAGGACAGGGAGUUCAGCCCCAGCAGGCCGGCCUGGGACAGCAAAUACAGCACCAGGGACACGGAGAGCCAGGACAGGGAGUUCAGCCCCAGCAGACCGGCCUGGGAUAGCGAGUACCGCAGCAGGGAUGCAGAGAGCCAGGACAGGGAGUUCAGCCACAGCAAAAUGGCCUGGGAUAGAGAGUACUGCAGCAGGGACAUGGAGAGCCAGGACCGGGAGUUCAGCCCCAGCAGACCGGCCGAAGCCAGUGAGUGCAGCACCAGCGACAUGGAGACCCAGGAUGGGGAGUUCCAGCUCAGGAGAUCAGCAUGGGAUGAUGGAUACAGCAGCAGAGAGAUGGAGACUGAGGACAGGGAGUUCAAGCCUAGCAGACCAACUUGGGAUGAUGAGCACAGCAACAGGGAUGCGGAGAGCCAGGACAGGGAGUUCAAGCCCAGCAGAUCAACCUGGGAUGAUGAGCAGAGCAGCAGGGAUGUGGAGAGCCAGGACAGGGAGUUCAGCCCCAGCAGACCAGCCGUAGCCAGCGAGCGCAGCACCGGGGACGUGGAGACCCAGGACAGCGGGUUCAAACCCAGCAGAGCAGCCUGGGAUGGUGAGCAGAGCACCAGGGACGUGGAGACCCGAGAUGAGGAGUUCAGCCCCAGCAGACAGGCCUGGGCCAGCGAGUGCAGCAGCAGAGAGAUGGAGACCCAGGACAGCGGGUUCAAACUCAGCCGACCGGCCUGGGAUGACAGAUACAGCACCAGGGACGCGGAGAGCCAGGACCGGGAGUUCAGCCCCAGCAGACCGGCCUGGGCCAGCGAGUUCAGCUCUUCGAAUGCCGAAAAGGAAGAAAGAGAGUUUAGUCCUGGCCGGCUGAGCUGGGCUGGGGAGUGUGGCAUUGGCCAAAAGGAGCUGGUCGACACGUUCAGUGUCAGGAAAGAUGACUUGCCUGGCUCCGGUGCCCCCGAUCCCCCUGCCCAGGAGCCCAGCUGGGGCAGCACCGGCCGGCAGGAGCGCGGUGCCACCGAUAGCAGGGACUGGGCCAAAGAGCUUGGGGGAGCUGAGCGCCACAACCAGUUCGGCAUCAUUGGGACAGAGUGGGUGAUGGAUCCCUCUAGUGCCAGAGCAAUAUCAGAUGGCUCCACAUCCUGGGCUGGCGGAAUGAGGUCCGAGGGCCUGCGGGAGCCCCUGGGAGACUGGCAGAGGGAUCUCUCCUUCGGCACCCCAGAUGCCGCCAGCUGUGUGGGCACUGGUGACGCCAGCGGGGUUGGACUAGGCCAGAUGGCCUGGGGUCAGGGCCUGGGCCACCUGCCUGCCCCGGGCAGCUCUGCCCAGCCCCAGGAGGCUGGGCUGGAAGGGCCAGGCUGGAACUGGGAGCUGGAGGCAGCCGGCUGGAGCGUGGAGCUGUGCGAUGCCGAGGCCAAGCGCCGGGAAUGGGCCAGUGCGUUUGGUGCCCGCUGCGCGGCCCGGAGCCGGGACUUCGGCGCUGGGGAGCAGAGCCCAGGAGAUGACGCCGGCUCAGCGGAUGGCAGAAGCAUCCGUCUCUCGGACCCCAGCCCGCCCAUGGGCGACACUCAGGCUGACCCCCCAGCUGCGGCAUCCCCCCGGCAUGAGCUGCCCAGCCCCACUGAGGAGGAGAGGGGCCUCCCCAAGCCGGCCACUGCCCCGCGGAGCCCCAGGGCCUCCCCUCUGCUGCCGGAGGCUGCCGGUGGCACCCUGCUGGACAUGGGGAGUGAAGAGUCCCCCUUGGACCACCCGGAUGGGAAGAGACCCCCGAGCUGGGAGGAGAAGCGGCUCUCCCUGGGCGCCCCUCAGCCCGAGGGACCCUCGGACCACGCCGGGCAGGAAUUUGCCUUCCUGGAGGACACGGAGGUCCUGGACAGCAGCGUGUACCGCAGCAAGGCCAACCUGGGACGCAAGCGCCGGCACCGGGCACCGGCCCUCCGCCCCGGGGCCACCUCGGAGGGGGACAGCUGGAUCUUCCGGGACUCCACAGAGCCCCGUCCAGCCCUGGCAGCAUCCUCUGACGACGAGGCAGCGGAGGAACCCAAGAGCCGGCGGGUGCGAGCGUCCCUGUCGAGCAAGGGGGUGAAGGUGCCGCUCUUCCCCGGCCUCAGCACCUCUGCCCUCAAGGCCAAGCUGAGGGGACGAAACCGCUCGGCUGAGGAGGGGUCACCGGCAGGGGACAGCAAGGCCACCCCUGCCAAGGACCCCCACGUGCAGCGCUCCAAGUCCUGCAAGAUCCCCGGCUUGAGUGGGAAACCCCUGGCGCUGCCCCCCAAGCCGGAGAAGUCCUCGGGGUCCGAGGCCUCCCCCCCGCACUGGCUGCAAGCGCUGAAGCUGAAAAAGAAGAAACCUUGAGCAGGGCUCGCUGUCCUGACGGCGCGUCCCCGAGGCUGACGGACGCUGUCCCCAGGGCCAGGCCGCCCCCUCCCCAUGGCGGGACACACACACACAUCUAUGCACUUUGUAUGAUGCUCGCAGGGUCCCCAUCCCCCUCCCCACACCUCCUCCCCCCUCCUCGGCCCACGGGCCUCCCCCGGUGUCCCCCUUCCCCUCGGUCCCCGCCUCGCCGGGGCUGGGGAGGGGGGGCCAGUGCAUCCCCCUUUCCCCUCGCCCCCUGCUCUUGUAUCACCCUCAGACAAAGAGCAACAGGUCAGGAUUUUGGUGCCACUCUG
This is a messenger RNA of Chroicocephalus ridibundus (black-headed gull), 6119 nucleotides long. It is a transcript of the gene CNOT12, whose product is annotated as tankyrase 1 binding protein 1. Gene Ontology annotation, biological process: cellular response to ionizing radiation; double-strand break repair. Gene Ontology annotation, cellular component: nucleus; heterochromatin. The coding region runs from base 439 to 5802 and encodes 1787 amino acids. NCBI's taxonomy places the organism in Eukaryota, Metazoa, Chordata, Aves, Charadriiformes, Laridae. The transcript has 13 exons. The record is from RefSeq and is a predicted model, not a curated record.